AUGAAUUGGUAUGGAAAGUUGAAUAUCCUUUCUAACAUAACACGAGGAUUAGAGUGGAUGCAUGAAUCAGGUUUCAUACAUUAUAACCUUCAUGUGGGAAAUAUAUUAAGGACGGGAACAGGAAAAACCAUUAUUACUGAUGUUGGUAUUAAAAAACCAACGAUUCAAUUUACUUCGUUAUUAAGGGAUAAAGAAGAAAUUUAUGGGGUAUUGCCUUAUUUAGCACCCGAAGUAUUGCACUCCAAAAGAUUUUCCAAAGCAAGUGAUAUUUAUGCUUUUGGUAUAAUGAUGAAUGAGAUUAUAUCGGGAUUCCCGCCUUUUAAUAAUGUUGCUCAUGAUAGUGAGUUGGCCGCUGAAAUAUGUCGAGGGACAAGACCAGAAAUUCCGGAGCAUACUCCGAGUUUAUUGACAGAAUUAAUUAAAAGGUGUUGGGAAAAGAAGCCUAUUGACAGACCUUCUGCUAAAGAAUUAAAUGAAUUAUUAACUCAAUGGUGGAAUGAUUUACAAAACGAUAAAUUAUCGGAAAUUAAUGUUCAGUGUUGUGAUGAGAUUUCUAGAAAUUCUUCUACUUUCACUCCUACUCCUCUUCUUUAUUUUAGUCAUCCUGAAGCUGUUUAUCAUAGUAGAUUAUUGGAAUUUGAUGAAGUUCCUAGAUCCAUUAAUACUAACAGAAGGUCCAAGUUGCUAAAUUCUUUUACUUAUUCAGAGUCUCGUCGUCCAUUCAAUUAUUUAUUAAAUUGGUUACAUUCUCUUAAAAAGCUUAAAAAACAAUCUUAG
This is a messenger RNA of Funneliformis geosporum, 777 nucleotides long. Lineage: Eukaryota; Fungi; Glomeromycota; Glomeromycetes; Glomerales; Glomeraceae. The record is from the annotation of a GenBank genome assembly.